CAUCACUGAAACGUCGCGCGCUGUUGAUGGCAGUCGGUCGAGGGCGCCAGAAUCUCACGCAGUGCGCGCGUCAUCUCUUCCUGAGCGAGGCUGACAUUACUCUCACUCGCUGCUCCUCUGUGGAAAAACUCGGCGUCAGUCUGUUCUUGCGGAGAGGAAACUUUCUUCCUUUGACGGGGCGCAGUCGACAAGAUUUGCAGUUUUCCCAAGCGCAUACCGCUCCAUCUGUUUGGAUUACUGGCAUCCGCGACUACAAAAACAUAAUCCGCCAAUCUUUUCGGAAGGUGGAUUUGUGCGGUUCCCCUUAAUUUUUGCGUGACAACUGUAUUCAUGUGCUCGCGGCUUCCGGAUCUCUCACUGUUUUUAUCUCUCGCACAAGAGCACAGUUUGCGGAUUUUAACCCUGUGAACUCGCUUUAAAUCGCACAUUGGUUUGGAUCUCUCACUGUUUUUAUCUCUCGCACAAGAGCACAGUUUGCGGAUUUUAACCCUGUGAACUCGCUUUAAAUCGCACAUUGGUUUAAUUAAUAGUAAAUGUCAGCACCAGCAUGAAGAUACGUACGUAAGACUGGAGAUUUUCCCUGAUGAAAGGAGUCGAGCGCUCAGCUCGAGUUCACUAGGGUCACUUCCGGAUGAUGACAGUAAACAUGGAUGGCGGUCUCCAAAAUGGACCCGGACAGCACAAGAAUUCACAAGAUGAUGAAGAGGCGCUCAGCUCCAUAAUGAAGGACCUGGCUGCUUUACGCUUCUGCUGCCAGCUCAAGAGCAACAACAGCAACAAGCCCAAGAGCAAAACCCCUUCCUAUAGACAGGAUUUACGGGUGAAGCUGGAGCAUGAGCGAGAGAAACGAAUUAUUCCAUUCCAAAGGCCGCUGAAGUUCAAGGAUCUGCUUCAGAAGGUGACAGAGGCCUUCGGUCAGCAAAUGGACCUAUACUACACUGAUAAAGAGAUGUUGGUGGCUCUGAAGUGUCAGGAGGAUUUGGACAGAGCGGUUCAGGGAUUGAGCUCCAGCUCUGGAAUGAACAACGUUCUGAGAGUGAUUCUGAAAACACCUCCCAACAACCAAUUCCUUCAGGUGAGCCGCCAAGACAAGCAGAGCGAGAUGAAGUCAUCCAAGUCCCUGGGAGAUCUCAAAGCCUCGGUUCUCAAAGGCUCUGAACGAGUGCGCAAACACUCUAUAGGAUCUCUGAACACGGGUCGCACGUCACCCCCUCCGGGCAGCGUACCAGAGGAACAACAGCAGAUCGCUCGGCAGGGGUCCUACACCAGCAUCCACAGUGAAGGAGAGUUCAUCCCAGAAAUGCUCGACUCCAAUCUCAUGGAGCCGUUCGGGAGUGCGAAUGGGUCACUUUCCAGCAGCUGUCAGUCACUGGACCAAGCACUGGACAGCCCGCCAUUCUCCCAGAACAACCGGGACAACAAUUACCUGAACCUCAACUAUGAAUACAAAGGGCGUCAAGGGAAACAUGGGACCUUCCCGCGCCAGUUCCACAUGUCCAGCCGCAGUAAAGACUAUGGUGAUGGUCGGAGAACCUUUCCUCGAAGCUUUAUGCCUCAAGAGAACAUGUUUCAGCUGGUCCCGUCCAGCCGUACACACAGCUAUAAUGGAGAAAGCACCUUGCUGUACAGUGGAGAUCUGCACUCCAUCAGCUGGACUGAGAAAAACAGCCAAUGCAACACUCCUAAAUCCCCAAGGGCUCCUGUAAACUGGCGUCGGGGGAAGCUGCUCGGUCGGGGAGCGUUCGGCGAGGUCUACCUCUGCUACGAUGUUGACACGGGACGUGAGCUGGCAGCCAAGCAGGUGCCCUUUGACCCUGACUCUCAGGAAACCAGCAAGGAAGUCAAUGCACUGGAGUGUGAGAUCCAGCUCUUAAAGAAUCUGCGUCACAAACGGAUAGUUCAGUACUACGGCUGCUCGCGUGAUCUGGUGCAGAAAAAGCUGUCCAUCUUUGUGGAAUUAAUGCCCGGGGGCUCUAUUAAAGACCAGCUGAAGGCUUACGGAGCACUGACUGAAAAAGUCACCCGCAGAUACACCCGACAGAUCCUACAGGGAGUCCACUAUUUGCACAGCAACAUGAUCGUACACAGAGACAUCAAAGGCGCUAACAUUUUGAGGGACUCCUCUGGAAAUGUGAAGCUGGGAGAUUUCGGGGCCAGCAAACGCAUUCAGACCAUCUGCAUGUCCGGGACGGGAAUCAAAUCGGUCACAGGCACCCCCUACUGGAUGAGCCCAGAAGUCAUUAAUGGAGAAGGCUACGGACGCAAAGCAGAUAUUUGGAGUGUUGCCUGCACGGUUGUAGAGAUGCUAACUCAGAAGCCCCCGUGGGCUGAAUAUGAAGCAAUGGCAGCCAUUUUCAAGAUCGCAACCCAGCCGACUAAGCCAAACCUGCCCGAGGAUGCGUCCGAUGCAUGCAGGGACUUCCUGCGGCAGAUCUUUGUGGAAGAGAAAUUGCGGCCCACUGCUGAGGGGCUUCUCAGCCACCCUUUUGUCCAAGGCAGCUUCUGAUACUUCAGAUCUCUCUGGAAUCCCCAGGGAAAACCACACACCUGCUCACGGACAAUCACCACUCUGCCUUCCAAGAAACCCGCCAACCAGCCAACUAAGAACAAACGUGACCAUAAAGAGGGGGUAUGUAACUCCGAUCUCCACGACGCAGCUUGAAGAAUAUCAUAAGAGGGAACCUAUGGACAGCAGAAGCGUGAUAGCAUUGUCUAUAUUGUUAAUCAGAGUCGAAGCCCUGUCCCAAAUGAUGCACUUGGCAUUUCUUAUUUCAUGAGCUACGCACCCCUUUUGCUAAACGGACCCUUCUCAUGUUUUCAGGGUUUCAUAGUUGGGUAAAACUUACAGCAAGUUUAAUUUUGCAUUCCCGGUCCAAAAGCAAAAAAAAAAAAAAACAGUGGAAUUUCCACAACUUUGCAUAAGUGGAAAAGAGAGAAUGAUGUCAAAAUGUCAACAGUUUUGAUUAUUAUUUUGUCAUUUACUGUCAAAGUAAUAUAACACAAAUUAUAGCACUAUAUAUAUAUAUAUAUAUAUAUAUAUAUAUAUAUAUAUAUUAUGACAAACUUUACUAGAUUUACGAUGUUGAUAACCAUGGAAAUGUGUCAUCAGAGUCUGAAGAGGGAGCAAUGUUUACACCACACUAUUACCCAACAUUCCUUGUGACAAAUUACAUACUUUAAAGGGUGGUCAGAGCUAAGAGUGGGUCAGUGACAUAAACCUUUUUUUUUUGGGGUGGGGGGGGGGUCAAGUCCAUUAAUUUAUCCAAAAAUAAAUGUAAAUUUAAUUCAGUAGAACUAUUCUUAUAAUUAAGCCUCGUUAAAAUUAUUAAAUGUUUUGGAAAAAAAACAACAACAGCAGUUUAGAUUGUAGAUUGGCAUAAUAUAGAUUUUUUUUGUUUAAAUAAUCCUAUAUAAUACAUAAAGUACUUUAGGUUGCAAAAUGUCAUGUGGUGUAACUCCCCAAAACUUGAGCUUUUUAAACUUGUAAACUUGUCACAACCAAAAAGGAAAAAAAAUGAGUUCAUAUUAAUCACAAAUAUGAAAAAUUAUUAAGGUGUGUGUACUCGAUGUGUAUUUAACACGUAAGGCUAUUAUUAUAACUUUUUUUAUUCUUUAUGGUUACACCACAUUACAUUUUAAUAGGCUUUUUUAACCAUAUGAAAUCAUAUAAUAAUUCCAUUAUUAAAAAUGUCAACUACAUUUAAAAAAAAAAAUAUAUAUAUAUAUAUUCUUUAUAAUGGACACUCCUGUUUGUCAUUGCCAUUUGGGACAGAGCCUUUGGCUAGGGAUUGAUACAAUGCAGUCAAAGACUGGCACAUAAAGUGUCAAAAACAAUACUGAAAACAAUAGCUCAGUUUACAUGCAUUACUUUCAGUUGACUUGAUCUGACCCCUGAUGCACUUGAAACCAGCCCAAGCGCUCUGAGGUGACACUUCAGGGGUUGCUGAACAAAUCACAAACUGUCCGUGUUUGACACGAAUGUAUCAGAGUAUUAUUUUAAGGUGGCAAGAGUAUAAAAUGUGGUUGUUUAACAGAAUUCAUUUGGUCAUAAAAAAAAGAGUUGAUUUUGAUUAUGGCUCAUGUACCUCUGUAUCCUUGGGUCCAAUUCUGAGUGUCAUUGAAAGUACAUAGAAAAGACCUCGUGGAGCAAUUAUAAUGAUACAUGUACUGUACAAUACUCAUUUGAGUAAUUUUUUUUUUUUUUGAUGGUUAGAAUCUAACCAAAUAUGAAUGACAUGGCUUAAGACAUAUGCAACCACCAAAGUGGUAUGAGACAGAGAAAUGUGUAAUUUUUUCCCCAUGUCUUUUCAGCUAAUGAAGACUGUUUAAGCACAUCUUUUUUAUAUUAUGUAAAGUUUUAGUUAAAGCACUCCUUACCCAGAGAUAAUCACUGUAAAUAAAUUCCCAUUGCACUCUUGGACUCAUGCAUAGAGCACAUAGGAUUCAGUGAAUAUUUUUAUACAUUCUUUUAUAAUUCAUGUUUGGAAUGACAAUGCCAAACUUUUUGUAUUAUUAUAAAAAUUACCCUAAAGUGUCAAAGCAAUAUUUCAGAUAAGACUACUAUGGCUGGUGUGGUAGCAGUCUUUUACUGCUCACUCAGUCGAAUGCAACCAAAGAGUGAGAUGCUUGAAUUAUGAAUUUGGUCACUGCAGAACUGUUCAGUGUUGCUGAAACAGUCGCUGUCUUGAUUUGUAACCUAUAUGGUGAGUUUUUUUCUGUCGUUGACUCAAAUUAUUGCUCACUGAUGUGCAAACAUUUUCCUUGUCAUUGUUAAAAUGAACACAAAUUUAAAGGAAUAGUUAAGCCAAAAAUUUAAAUUUGAUGAAAAUUUACUCGCCCUCAGGUCAUGCAAAAUAAGACGAGUGUGUUUCUUCAUCAUAACAGAUUUUUGAGAAAUUUUACUCACCAAUAUGUCCUGUGCAGUGAAUGGGUGCCAUCAGAAUGAGUCCAAACAGUUGAUUAAAACAUCACAAUAAUCCAUAAAUAAAGAAUACAGUGAAGCAAAAAGGUGUUUAAUAUUUUUAAUAAACAAAACCAUUAAUAAGUUUUGAACAAUCAAUCUGACGGCACCCAUUCACUGCAGUGGAUCCAUUGGUGAGCAAGUGAUGUAAUGCUGAUGUGGUCUAUUCUGAUGAAGAAAACAUUAUCUAAACUCCUCAAACUUGGAUUACAUAUUUGGAUUAACUAUUCUUUUAAGCAUACGUUGUUUUAUAUUACAUAUUAUUUUCAUCUGGUUCAAAACGACAGUUAAAUUUGAAACUCUCGAUUCUGUGAUUGCUGUUUUUAUGUUCUGAUACACCAGCAGCAAUUCAUGUUGUAAUUAGUGCCUUCUCCGAUGACUUAUUCUGAGAGGUCAGUGGUUUUAAAAACAUGUAAUGGUGAAAUGUGUUUCCUGAUGUCCUUCAGAUAGUUUCAGUGUAUCACACACGGAUGCUGUCAAGGACAUUUGCUGAAGAUGAUUGUAUUGUAAAUACAUACUGUACUGAGCUGUCAUAAUGUUUCAUUAUAUUCAAAGUACCUUGGUCACAGUAUAAUAUUAUUGUUCAGAUUGUGGAGCGGUCUGGGUUUCAGAUGACCGCAGCCGAGGGUGAACAGACCAUACUGUGUGUUUUUUUUUGAGGGGCUAAGCCUGGAAACAUUUAUCAGUGAUUUUGUAUAUUUGAAUAAAUAAAUGUAUUGUCUAAAAA
Carassius auratus (goldfish) is the source of this 5687-nucleotide messenger RNA. Its product is annotated as mitogen-activated protein kinase kinase kinase 3-like. The record is from RefSeq and is a predicted model, not a curated record. The transcript has 18 exons. NCBI's taxonomy places the organism in Eukaryota, Metazoa, Chordata, Actinopteri, Cypriniformes, Cyprinidae. Gene Ontology annotation, biological process: protein phosphorylation. Gene Ontology annotation, molecular function: protein binding; protein kinase activity; ATP binding. The coding region runs from base 632 to 2506 and encodes 624 amino acids.